GAGAUUUGCGGCGAUUCAGCGUGCCUACCCGGCUUCCCCGGUUAUUGUUUAGUUGGUCGCCGCUUACACCAGUCUUAGCAGCUACUAUGAUGCGGCUCCGUUGUAAAACCCGACAGGGCACACACUUACUACAGGGGCUGACAGAGGUGUCCAGUGUCCGGGAGCUGCAGGAGCUUAUAGCGGGGGUAAGCGGCAUCUCCGGGCCCACACAGCGAGUCAUGGUGGGCUAUCCCCCUGCCAGUCUGGACCUGAGCGAUGCUGACGCCCCCCUGCGGGAGCUGCCAAUCAAAUCAGGUGACACAUUGGUUGUGGAAGAAGAUAAAAGCAGGAAUGCUACUGUCGUGAAGCAAUAUGUAAAUGAUCAGACUCUGCCAAGCGCUCCAGCAAUUGUUCGUAGAGUAGUUCCAGCAGACAAUUCCUGUCUCUUUACAAGUGUUUACUAUGUGGUGGAAGGUGGUGUAUAUGACCCAGCGUGCGCACCAGAAAUGCGCAGCCUUAUAGCUGAAAUUGUUGCCAGUGAUCCCACAAGUUAUUCUGAAGCUGUGCUUGGAAAAAGUAAUGAAGAGUAUUGCUUGUGGAUUCGUAGGGAUGACACAUGGGGUGGAGCUAUAGAAGUUUCAAUACUUUCCAAAUUUUAUCAGUGUGAAAUUUGUGUAGUAGAUACCCAGACAGUGAGAAUAGAUCGUUUUGGGGAAGACGCUGGUUACAGCAGACGGGUUUUUCUAAUUUAUGAUGGCAUUCACUAUGACCCUUUACAGCGCCAGUUUCCUGAUCCUAGCAUGCCACCUAUGACCAUUUUUUCCACAACAGAUGAUGAUGCACUGGUGCAGGCCUUAGAGUUGGCAGAUGAAGCAAGGAAAAAAAGGAAAUUCACAGAUGUGAAUAGAUUUGCUCUACGUUGUAUGGUUUGCCAGAAAGGAUUAACUGGACAGUCAGCAGCAAGAGAUCAUGCCAAGGAAACCGGGCACACCAACUUUGGGGAGGUGUAGUAUCCCAAACUUUGGAAAAUUGGUGAAAACUACCUCGUACCCCAGAACCCAGUAUAACGUGCAUAUGCAGUGAUAUUCUGAAAACAACUAAGGAAAGUAGGCAACACCUGCUUUCUUUCUUUUUUCUUUUUUUUUUUUUUUUUCCAUCAGGGUUUUGGGAUAUUUAUUGUGUUUAAAGCUGAACUAUCGCCAAUUUUUUGGCAGUUUUAAGAUUAUUUAAAUGAUUUAUGGUUAAAAUAAGUUUCAUGCCACAGGCUAAAGGUACCCAUAUGCAUUAGGUGGCUCCAAUGCCGGCCAUCAGGGUAGCAAAAAAUAUUUUAUCUGGCACAAGUAUUCCUAAUGCUUUUAUACUGUAUGUGGUAUUGUGUUUUUUUUUUUUUUUUUGGUCUGUGAAUUUGAUAGCGCACAGUCAGCCAGUGGCUAACGAGCCAAAGUGGCUGAACAGCUGCUAAUGUGAUCUUUGACAAGUACGUAUAUCCACACACACUUACUUUUAGUGCUUUCUUACACUUUAUUCUGGCAAAGAAGCCGACAGAUGUAAAUUUUUCCAACAGUUAAAUAAUUAUAUUAAGAUGAAAUGCUUCUUGGCAUAAUGGUGUGGUUUUUAAACUAAACCAACUAGGGGUUAAGUGUAUGCAUGUGUAAAAAUCCUUCAUUUAAUCUACAGUAGCUGUCAGUUCAUUAAUUACCUAAAUGUAAUCUUAAAUAGUACCCCCAUCUGCCUGUAAACUAUAAUAUCUGCAUUAGAAAACUGGCUAAAAAAGAUACCACUUUUUUUUUUUUUUUUUUGCAUACUGUACAUACACUGCAUUUAACAAUGUUUGCGUACAAUUGCUUUAUUCUGUAAUAGGUGCUAUGUCCCACCUUUUUCAGUAUCUCCUCAGUAUACCACUUCAGCCAUUUGAAAAUCCAAUGUAGAUGCAACAUUCUGAAAGGUAUAUAGGACUAAACAAACGCCUACUGUAUAUAUCCAACGACAUUAUGGUCUGGUAACUCUCCCAAGCAGCAGUUACUGCAGUCUGGGAGAUUGUGUCCUGUAUACAUUACAAAGUAUGUCUUUGGGUUGCGGUAGCAGAUGGGCGAGGUGGAUUGCUAAAAAACAGACAUGGCACAAUUGGGGCCCUUUCACACAUACCCUGGCCCUUUGCGGAUGAAAACGGGACAUACAUGGGUCCCUAUGUGAU
Molecule: messenger RNA, 2173 nt
Organism: Rana temporaria (common frog)
Lineage: Eukaryota; Metazoa; Chordata; Amphibia; Anura; Ranidae
Gene: YOD1
Product: YOD1 deubiquitinase
Exons: 2
Coding region: 87-989 (300 amino acids)
Biological process (GO): endoplasmic reticulum unfolded protein response; protein deubiquitination
Cellular component (GO): nucleus; cytosol
Molecular function (GO): cysteine-type deubiquitinase activity
Source: RefSeq, a predicted model, not a curated record